Beauveria bassiana ARSEF 2860 is the source of this 3435-nucleotide messenger RNA. Its product is annotated as piwi domain-containing protein. The record is from RefSeq and is a predicted model, not a curated record. Bases 1 to 3435 code for a protein of 1144 amino acids. The transcript has 2 exons. NCBI's taxonomy places the organism in Eukaryota, Fungi, Ascomycota, Sordariomycetes, Hypocreales, Cordycipitaceae. Gene Ontology annotation, molecular function: nucleic acid binding; protein binding.
AUGUCUGACAGCCGUGGAGGCCGAGGCCGCCGCAAUCAUAGAGGUGGCCGAGGGGGCGGUGAUGUCGGAGGCGGUGGUGGCGAUGAUGGCCGUCGCAACUUCUCGCAAGGGGACGGACAUCGCGGAGGCGGAUAUCGCGGCGGCGGAGAGCGCGGUGGCGGAUAUCGAGGCGGUGGAGAGCGCGGCGGCGGAUAUCGCGGCGGAGGAGACCGCGGCGGCGGAGAGCGCAGCAAUGGACAGCGUGGUGGUGGACAGCGUGGCGGUGGAUAUCGCGGAAAUCGUGAAGGCGGCAACGAUACUCCGUACCAGGGCAGCUUUUCUGCUCCAAACCGCGAGCGAGGCGGACGAGGUGGUGGACGGCCCUACCAAGGGGGUCGCGGAGGCGGAAGAGGUGGAGGAGGCAAUGACGAUCGGCGUCCUGAAUGCUUCUCUGCCCCAGACCAGAGUCCGGUACCAGACUCCGAGGUGACCAAGUCCGAGGACAUGCUUGUCAAACCGCAGGGUGAUGCGCUUGUCAAGCGCAUCGCCGCUGGUAAUGGAAAGUCCUCGCGCGAGUACAAGUUUGACGAACCUCUUCCUGCUCGACCUGCUUUUGGAACCGUAGGCAACAAGGUUGUCGUGUGGGCAAACUUCUUUGAAGUCAAAGCUCAGCCCGUGAUGCUGUUCAGGCAUGGCCUCAAAAUCACCAAGGUCAAUCCUCAAGAUGAAAAGAACAAGAGCUUUUCACAGACCGAGGUUCGUGGACGGAAGCUGCAUUUUGUAAUUGCAAAACUGCUGGAGCAGAUACGUGCUGCGCCGGCGCAAGCCCUCGAAGAGGCCGAAACAAGGCUCGAACGGGCGAAGCAGGCUGAAAAAGCUGCAAAUGGCAGAAAGGCAGCUGCCGAGGCCAAGGAGGAAGUCAAGAAUGCCACGGAAGCGAAGCUCGAUGCGCAGACGGCGUUGAAUAGCGGCAAACUGGUCGUCAGCGAGUUCAAGAGCCAGAUCAUCUCCUUGAAGGAGCUGCAUCUGGACAAGGGUCCUAUCCGAGUGGUUUUAUACGAGGACGCUAUCGAGGAUGGAGCGCCGCGUCGUGAGGAGCUUUUCGAUGUUCAACUCACGGACGCAGUACCUGUGAAGCUGUCCGAGGUCCUCGAAUACGUGACACAUAUGAAAGUGGCCGAGAACGACCUUGUGUUCCCUCGCCACCCUGAAGUGGUCGAUGUCCUCAACAUGGUCCUCAGCUUUCGCCCGCGAUCCAGCACCGAUGUCAGCGCCGUUGGAUCGUCCAGACUGUAUCCGUUUGGCGAUGGCCCUAGCGCGGACAUUGCGAAGCUUCUGUGGGAUCAGCGUCCUCUUGUCGCUGCUCGAGGAUUCUUCCAGUCAGCUCGUCUGGCAUCGGGCCGUAUUCUUCUCAACACUCAGGUCACGCAUGGUGUCUUCAAGUUCGGUGGAAAAGCCAUAGAAUUAUUUAAGGUGAUGGGUCUUGGUCCCUAUGGCGCCGGCAAAAUCGACAUGCAAAGAUAUGACACGAUUGCAGCCCUCAAAAUAUUUUCCAAGUACAUCAACAAGGUUCGGGCUGUCGUCACAUUCGAAACUCCGAGUGGCCGUAAAGUGGAGCGUUUCAAGACGAUUCAAGGCCUGGUGAUUCAGUCCGCAAUGAAGAAGCAAAAGAGCGGCCCGGGAGAACAUCCUGAUCGAUUUGCAAAGGGCUGGGAAGUUUGCGGUCCGGAGCAUAUCGAAUUCUGGAAUGCAGACGACAAAAAGUACGUGUCAGUCCGGCAGCACUACAAAACCAAAUACGGAAAGCAGUUGGGCAACUACCCGGUUUUCAGGUUUGGUCAAGGUGAUAAAAUCUCGUACUUUCCCGCUGAAAAUGUCAUGAUCCAGCAUGGGCAGUCUGCAAAACUCAAACUGGAUGGGGGUGAGACCAAACUGAUGAUGCAAUCUGCUUGCCGGCCCCCAAUCUCCAAUGCCAAAACGAUUGUCGAACAGGGUCGCCAGUUCUUGGGUCACGACGACCCCCUGCUCGAGCAAUUUGGAGUGUCUGUUUCCAAGCAGCUUCUCGCUGUGCAUGCCCGGGUUAUGCAACCACCAAUGAUCCAAUAUCUUACAGCCGGAAAGACGAAAAAAUACGUCGAGCCCGCCAAAGCCAGCUGGAACAUGAUCAAAUGCUGUGUUGCCAAGCCUGGUCGAAGCAUUCAGAAUUGGGCGUAUGUGCAGAUUGACUGUCAUUGGAUCACACCAGAACAAGUCGACGCCAUGGUUUUCGCUUGGCAGAAUAUGGGUAUCGACAUAGCGAAUGAACCGUGCUUCAGUAAGAAGUUGGAUGCGCCCGAUAGCAUCCAGAGCAUGGACGCAAUCUUCAAACAGAGCAAGAGCAAGGACGUGCAGUUGAUCAUUUUCAUCUUGCGCGAGAGGGACUCUGGGCCUCUGUAUAACCGCAUCAAGACUUUGGGCGACUGUGUCUACGGUAUUCACACCAGCUGUAUGGUAAGCCAACACUUGACUAAGCCCCAGAUUGGGAAUUUUGCGAAUCUUGGCAUCAAGGUCAAUCUCAAGUUUGGGGGGGUGAACCACAAGCUUCGCGAUGAGCUCGACAUCUUGAAGAAAGGAAACACCAUGUUUGUAGGAUAUGAUGUUACGCAUCCUACCAACAUGGACAUACCCAAGGGUGCUACUGGUCCUCCAAGCCUGGUCGGCCUGGUCUCGAGCAUCGACAGCGAGCUUGGCCAAUGGCCGUCUGUCACCUGGGAGCAGGCGUCGAAGCAGGAGAUGCUUGGCGCUGUGCUCGAGCAGCAUUUUGCCUCUCGCAUUGACCUUUGGCAAAAGAAUUACAAGAACAAGGGCAAACCUUUGAAAAACAUUGUCAUAUAUCGCGACGGAGUCUCGGAAAGCCAAUUCGCCACAGUGCUCACGGAUGAGCUGCCGCUGAUCAGAAAGGCCUGCAAGAAAAAGUUUGGCGACAAGCCGCCGAAGCUGACCAUUAUUGUCUCGGUCAAGCGCCACCAGACUCGAUUCUAUCCUGCCCAGGAGCAGCACAUGACCCGCUCGGGCAACAUUGAAAACGGCACUGUUGUCGACCGAGGCGUGACCCAGGCGCGGUACUGGGACUUUUACCUCACGGCUCACGACGUCUUCAAGGGCACGGCGCGCCCGGCACACUACACCGUCCUGCUCGACGAGGUAUUCCGCCCAGAGUAUGGGCUGCAGGCCGCCAAUGAGCUGCAGAAGCUCACCCAUGAGCUUUGCUAUCUGUUUGGCAGGGCCACAAAGGCCGUCAGCAUCUGCCCGCCUGCCUACUACGCCGACAUUGUCUGCGAGCGCGCCCGAGCCCACCGCCCCGAGUAUGCGGUUCCUGAUGAUGCGGCCAGCGAGCGGUCCGGCUCGAGUAUGCACGGCCCUGCUGUGGCGCGCGAGAUUCACCCGAAUCUCAGAGAUACCAUGUAUUACAUUUGA